Schistosoma guineensis is the source of this 811-nucleotide messenger RNA. NCBI's taxonomy places the organism in Eukaryota, Metazoa, Platyhelminthes, Trematoda, Strigeidida, Schistosomatidae. The record is from the annotation of a GenBank genome assembly.
AUUAUUCGAACAUUCAAUAUUAGUGAGUUCAGCAACAACACAACACUACGACUGUAAUGGAUUAUGUUAAAAAGUGGCACAUAAUUAAAUACAUUUAUUGAAAGGAAAAACAUCAGAUGGCACAAGAAUAUUAGUAACAGACCGAUGUUUGAGCAACGAUUGUUACGUAUUUUCUUAAUAUUUGAACUUAAAUGAGCGUUCAAACCGACCUAAAAGAUGUUGGUUGGAUGUGUCAUGUUAUUCCAUUGAGGAAAAAUAAAGUGCAACAGUUAUCUCCCCCGAUUUCGCAAAUUCCAAGUAUUGGUUUUAUGCCUGAAGAAUCCAUCCACGAUAAAAAGCAUACAAUGUAUCUCAAGUCGACUGACUCACCGUAUGUACGAUUAUCUAAAAUGGGUGGUAAGCGGGAUCUACUAUGUUUUAGAGAAAACGAAUACAAAUCUGGAGCACCCGUUCCUUAUUCUCGAUGCGAAUGGUAUUACUUGGAGGAUAAUGCUCUGGAACUUAAGCAGAAUAUCAAACCCGAAUCCACAAGAUAUGUGUUUAAAGUACCAUUCUACAUGUCAGAUAGCUCGGUACAUCAAAUAGAGAAGAGAAAGACUACAGAAACAGUUAUUGAUCAUGUACAACCUUCUGUAGUCACCAAAGAAAGUCAAAAUGUAUUUAAAACUGCGGUCGCAUAAGUUCGGUUACGCAGAUUACAGCGGAAAGCUAAGAACAUUACGAAAUCGGGAAUUAUUAUUCCUUGAACAUAUCUUGUUAACUUACGAUGAUUAUUGUAGAUUAUAUAGUAAAUUUUGGUUUAUGUUUUGAA